AUGGACGCGGAUUUCUUUUAUUAUAUCACGAUUUUUGUGUUUUCUAUUUUUACUGUAGAUGCUGUGCCACCAGAAGCAUGCUUUGCCACCUUUCGAUGGGACGACUGUGGGCAACCUCCCAAGCAAGUGCUAUAUUACUGGAAACCAGGAUCUCGCUGCGAGGUCGGCAUAUGGCGAGGCUGCCUUCCAAAUAUCAACAUGUUCCAUGACGAAUACGAAUGCAUCAACACAUGUAUAUUCGUAGCCAGAGCUCAGCCUGAAGACUAUCAUAAUCAUCUCCAAAGUGAAUAUCCAGAGGAAACAACCAUAGAAAUGGCUGACUAUGGAAAUCUUACAGAUGUUAAUGUAACUCAAUCUUUGAACGAGACAGUUACGGAAGCAGCUGGCAAUAGUACUAUAGAGGAAGGAGUAACUGGAGAUGGAGGUAAUGACACUCAAGCAGAUGCAGGUGCUACAGGGGAAGAAGGCACUGCAGCGCCUGCAGGCGAAGAAACUGCAGCGCCGGCAGAAUAA
Molecule: messenger RNA, 513 nt
Organism: Diatraea saccharalis (sugarcane borer)
Lineage: Eukaryota; Metazoa; Arthropoda; Insecta; Lepidoptera; Crambidae
Source: the annotation of a GenBank genome assembly